AGGUUAGUUUCUCCUUCAUGAAUCAAAAUCCCAAAACCCAAUCACCCAAACCCUAAUCUCCAAAUCCCCCACCCCAAUGAACCAAACUCCCUCUCCUCCUCCUUCCCUCGCCUUCGACGGCGCCUGGUAUGGCAACAUCCAGUACCUUCUCAACAUCUCCACAAUCGGUCUCUUUUGUUGCGUCUUCAUCUUCAUCUUCCUCAAGCUCCGUAGUGACCACCGCCGCAUGCCUGGCCCUGCUGCUCUCUUUUCCAAGCUGCUUGCAGUCUGGCACGAGACUAGCCGCGAGAUCGCACUGGCCGCGAGAUUGCCGUCCACUAGAAGAAGAGCAAUGACAGAGGAGAAGAUCGACGGACGAUCGGUGGAAGAGAAAUCGACGACGAGAAGAUCGACGGAAGACCCUUCUGCAGUUCUGUUGGUUCCUCCUAUUGGGUUUUGCAAUUUGCUUCCACUGUCCCGAGCUCCUAAUGAUCUUAGAUUCUUAGCGUUUUUAGUUUUUAGGCCUGGGUCUGGUUCACCGGUUCAACCGGCCGAGCCGAGCCGGGUCCAAAAACAUUGCAUUGAACAGAUCCAGCUUGACAAGCUUGCUCUACCAAAGGAUUUGAAGACCAAGCUCAGCUUAGAUGAGUAUCUGGUAUCAAGCCCCAAAGAAGCUCCCUUUGGUAUGUCACACUCAUAUUCAACUCAGAUGGAUAAGAAUCUAUCGAAGUAUACUAUGAACAACCGUAGGUUUGAUGAGAGGGGUGAGUCAACAUCUACUCUAGCAAAUCAGUCUAACUCUAAUUUUUUUUCUUCUAUUUUCCCUUUACUGGGAGUCCUUGCUCAGCUUUCCGAACAGAUUUCCUCAUUAAAUGAGAGAAUGGAUGUGUUUACAACUUGUAAUUGCAAUAAACUGGUUGCAAUAAACUGGGUAGUUCCUUCCGGUCCAAGUCUUCUCUUUGGGAUGACCUGCAAAGCCCGUGAAUUCUCGGAAUAGACACUUUAAUACUUAAAUUAACAAUUCUCUAAUCU
This is a messenger RNA of Rubroshorea leprosula, 1011 nucleotides long. The record is from the annotation of a GenBank genome assembly. NCBI's taxonomy places the organism in Eukaryota, Viridiplantae, Streptophyta, Magnoliopsida, Malvales, Dipterocarpaceae.